Manihot esculenta (cassava) is the source of this 1456-nucleotide messenger RNA. RefSeq names its product biotin carboxyl carrier protein of acetyl-CoA carboxylase. Lineage: Eukaryota; Viridiplantae; Streptophyta; Magnoliopsida; Malpighiales; Euphorbiaceae. The transcript is spliced from 9 exons. The record is from RefSeq and is a predicted model, not a curated record. The coding region runs from base 336 to 1217 and encodes 293 amino acids.
AAUCAAAGCACAAUACACCAGUCCACCAGCUGUAGAGUUUUAGCGUUGGCUGGCUUCCUCUCUUCUGUCGCCUUCGGGGGUUUACGACUCCCUCAAUUUCCAUUUCUGCUCUUUCCUUCUCUUAUUUGGGCUGAAUUGCACUAUUCUAAUGUUGGAGGAGACCCAAUAGCCGCAUACAAACUUCUCCUCGCUUGUAUUGCAGACACGCAUUUGCAAUUAAGUAGAGUCUUUGAGCCUUGUGGGUAUUUAAGAUUGGAUUUGAACUGGGUUUUGUUUAUUCUGGACCCUUCAUUACUUUUCUGGAUUCCCUGGUCCCCAACUAUUCCGAGGUCCCCAUGGCUUCCUGCUGCUUAGGAGCUUCAGGUAUUAAACUUCCAAAGUUGGAUUUUGACAGAGUAAGAGUUGGAAAUCUAAGGCAAUUGAAUGGCACAAGGACAUGGCUAGGCAGGAGACAAGUACAAUAUGUAGGUCUCACCGUAUCAUAUGAACCGAAGAAAGUAUUCAGCAUAUGUUGUGGUCCAAAAUUGGAAACAGAGUCUGCUACAAAUAGAGUGGACGACUUCAAAGGGAUUGAAUCAUCUGGCUUGACAAGUCAACUUAUUCCAAAUUCGUCUGAGGUUGAAGCUCUGGUGUCAGAAAUAUGCAAUACAACUUCUAUUGCAGAGUUUGAAAUGAAGGUUGGAGGAUUUAGGCUAUAUGUGAUGAGGGACUUAACUGAGAAAAGUAAACUUCCACCUCUGCCUACUCUUGCUCCUGCCUCUGCCCCUGCCCCUGCCCCUUCCAAUUCUACUGCUCUUGCUUCCCCUUCUGUCAGUGUUGAUACCAUCAGCAAGGCACCUGAUUCAAAUGGGUCAGUAUCUUCUACAUCUUUGGUUGUCUCCAAACCAGUACCUUUUUCAGGGGGGAUCAAAUCUUUUCUGGAUAGAGCUGCAGAUGAAGGCUUAAUAAUACUGCAGUCUCCAAGGGUAGGUUUUUUCCGAAGAUCUCGCACUAUAAAGGGACAACUUGCCCCUCCAUCAUGUAAAGAGAAGCAAAUAGUGAAGGAGGGCCAAGUGAUUUGCUUCAUUGAACAGCUGGGUGGCGAGCUUCCAAUUGAGUCUGAUGUAUCUGGUGAGGUGAUCAAAAUACUGCGCGAGGAUGGUGAACCUGUUGGAUAUGGUGAUGCUCUCAUUGCAAUACUACCUUCAUUUCCUGGAAUAAAGAAGCUUCAUCAAUAGAUGAUCUAAUACUGAGAUGAUGAUACAACGAGAGUCCUUUGCUCUUCUGUGUACUAACCAUGCUUUGCAGAAUAUGCAGUUGAGUGAUAUUUGGUGUUUCUUGGGAUUUUUACUCAAAUUUGAUGCUUACUCAUAUGGAUAACCUCCCCAAGUUUUGACAUUGCUCAAUAAAUAUAAUUGAACUUACAACUUUUAGCUGUGAAUUAUUCAUCAAUAUAGAGACUUCUUUCGAUUAUCAA